AUGCCCUGCCCUACCCUGCGUCGUGCCGCCCCGCGCACGCCCUGCCCUACCCCGCGUCGCGCUGCCCCGCGCAUGCCCUGCCCUGCCCCGCGUUGCGCCGCCCCUGCAGCCCGCGCGGCACCCCUGCAGCCCGUGCACCGCUCCUACAGCCCGUGCGUCACCCUCUGCAGCCCGCGCGUUGCCCCUGCAGCCCGCGCGCUGCCUCUGCAGCCAGCGCGCCGCCCUUGCAGCCCGUCGCAUCGCCCUAGGGCCCCUCGCGCGCCGCCCUUGCAGCCCGCGAGCCGCCUCUGCAGCCCGCGCGCCGCCCUGCUGGCCGUGCGCCGCCCCUGCCUGCAUGCGCGCCGCCCCUGCCUGCACGUGCGCCGCCUCUGCCUGCCGCACGCCACCCUCUCCAGCCCAAACGCUGCCCUGCUGGCCGCGCGCCGCCCUUGCCUGCCCACGCGCCGCCCUCUGCAGCCCGCGCGCCACCCUGCUGGCCGCGCGCCGACCCUGGCAGCCUUCGCGCAGCCCUGCAGCCCGCGCGCCGCCCUUGCAGCCCGCGCGCUGCCCCCUUGCAGCCCCGCGUGCCGUCCUGCCUUUCCGUGCGCCGCCUCUGCUCUAGUCGCACGCCGCUCUUCCCUGACCGUGCGCCGCCUCGACCUACCCUAG
Molecule: messenger RNA, 648 nt
Organism: Closterium sp. NIES-65
Lineage: Eukaryota; Viridiplantae; Streptophyta; Zygnematophyceae; Desmidiales; Closteriaceae
Source: the annotation of a GenBank genome assembly